UUUAUCGUCGUACGCCAUUUUUCUGAUGAUCCUAACCUUAGAAAAUAAUCUGGACAAGUCAGGGUCUAUGAAAGAUCCUCUAGAUUUGAUCUUAAAAAUUGCAAUCGUUGUUUACGUAUUUUCGUUUAUAAUUCGCACGGUAAAAUUGGCUUUAGUCCAAGGACCCAAAAGAUAUUUCAGCAUGUUGUGGAAUAUUUACGAUUGCUUGCAACUAAGCAUAAUGGCCACGACGAUCACCUGCUGGUGGAUAACCUAUUUAAAUUUGCAAGCCAAAGACGAUGGUCUUGCGAUGGAACGCAAAUAUUGGCAGCCCUUGGAUAUGAGAUUGGUUGCCGAAGGGUUGCUUGCUGUAGCCACUGUUAUGUCAUACUUACGACUGUUGUUCUUGUGCCAGCUUAGUUACGCCCUGGGUCCUAUGCAAGUGUCACUGGGCAAAAUGACCACUGACUUUGCUCGAUUCGCAAUACUGUUUGGCAUCAUCGUUUUGGCUUUCACUGCCGGCCUGUGCAGGUUUUAUCAGUACUACAGUGGAAUGACGAAAAUCGAUCCGGUCACCGGCUAUGAAAUCACGCAAGAAGACUCGUUCAUUGACAUUUUUUCUACCUUGAAAACCCUAUUUUGGGGCAUAUUUUGUAUGACGUCAUCCACCGCCGGAUCGGUGGUGAUCGAAACAUCAAUGAGCGACGACAUGAAUGAGGAGUUUGUGGCUAGCAAUCAUUAUUUCACCCAAGCCAUUGGCACACUUUUAUUUUCGUUAUUCGAAAUCAUUUCUGUCAUUGUUAUGUUAAACAUGUUAAUAGCUACAAUGACCAAUACUUUUCAGAGGGUAACCGGAAACUCGUACAUAGAAUGGGUGUUCGGUAGAACGCAAGUAUUCUUGUCGUUUUCUAUGCACACUGAACUACCACUACCCCUGAAUUUUAUACCUACACUUCACUGUGGUAUAGACAUGUUCGGAUGUUUACGAAAUUGUUGUAAGGCCGGUGCAACCGGUGUUGCCAAUUUGAUAUCGUCUAAAGAAUACCAAACGAAAUCAAAUUCCGAAGAUGAAAGCUAUAGAGUAUUAAUGACUAAACUCAUCAGAAGAUAUUUUCGGGAUAAACUGUCUAGUGGUUAUGUUCAAAAAUGCAACCCUAUUUGUUGCUAA
Sipha flava (yellow sugarcane aphid) is the source of this 1147-nucleotide messenger RNA. Its product is annotated as short transient receptor potential channel 5-like. Gene Ontology annotation, cellular component: membrane; cation channel complex. Lineage: Eukaryota; Metazoa; Arthropoda; Insecta; Hemiptera; Aphididae. The transcript has a single exon. Gene Ontology annotation, biological process: regulation of cytosolic calcium ion concentration; manganese ion transport; calcium ion transmembrane transport. The record is from RefSeq and is a predicted model, not a curated record. Gene Ontology annotation, molecular function: inositol 1,4,5 trisphosphate binding; store-operated calcium channel activity. Bases 26 to 1147 code for a protein of 373 amino acids.